GAAGCAUUUAACCAUUUGUCCUGAUGGUUUACGUUCGUUCACAUCUCACUGUGUGCACGCGUGUAUUUAGCAGCGAAACCUACAGCAUGCUUCUCAGUGGAGGGUUGUUCUGCCUGUUAUAUUUCCCUCUGAUCCAAGGAAGGCAUGAGACAUUGCCCAGGGACUGGCUGGUGGGUUUAUCCCAGAGAGAUAGGUCUCUGUGCCAUUUGGUCGCCAGUGACCAUUCGGCCCACUCUUUAAGUUUCCUAGCCCGGCUCCGAGGGUUCCACGAUAGAUUAGUCCUCUUCCAAACCAGCUGGAGCUGGCAGGGUCAGCUGGAGCAAUGCAUCUUCUGGGAGGAGGAGACUAUCACUAGCACUUACCUGGCCUUUUGUCUUGAGAAGCAGGGCAAGCCACUGAGCACCGGUGCUUUCCUGCCAGAGUGGGACUCCCGCCUGGACAUGGCCCUGCGACACCCGGAGCAGUGGGCUGUCAACUGCUCCAGCCCGCUGCCCUCUGCCGCUGGCCGUGGGCUUUGGGCUGACCCGGCGUCUCCAGGCUGGCCCUCACGGGGAAGGCGGAACGCCCCCCGUGCUCCUAUGGGGAGACUCGACACCCCGGGCGAAUCCUCAUUCCUCCAGGACCAUCGGCCAGGAGUCAGGCGGAGCCGCCGGGCUUUGAUAUUUCCUGGUACCCUUUGGUGUGGCGUUGGAGAGUCUGCUGAAAACUACACCGACUUAGGAAUAUUCCAUCAGACAGACUCAUGCUGCAGAGAACAUGACCACUGUAAUCACACAUUGUCUGCUUUUGAAUACAACUAUGGAGUGUGGAACUUCAGACUGCACACAGUAUCCCACUGUAACUGCGACGAAACGUUUAGGAGAUGUCUCCUGAAUGCAAAUGAUACUAUCUCCACAAUGGUUGGAUUUUCAUAUUUCAGCAUGCUCCAUGUGCCCUGUUUUGAUUUGAAGCCGGUUGAACGUUGUGUUAAGAAGAGCCAAUGGAACCAUUGCAAUAUCACUGAACAAGUGCUGCAGGCUGUUUUUCAUUCUCAACCAAAGUACAGUUAUAUCCAGCCCAGUUUGGAUGAGUUUCAGAUGGGAUUGGAGUCUAAACCCACGGCAAGUUCUGCAGCAACCAGCAGACAGAACCAAAUAGUCACUAGCCUCUCUGCUGGACCCACUACUCGUCAGACAUUGCUAAGUUCGACCCAAAAGAUUAAAAGGAAAAACAAAGAUUGUCACGAGUGCAAAGAUGACCAGAUGCAGAAAACCGAAGUUACUUCCCAAAAUAGCUUGAUGACCACAAUGGCUACCACUAGACUGGCUUUUAACUCUAUCAUUGAACAGAACUCAAUCCCUGUUGCUAUGGAGAAAAAGGAUGGCCCUAUAAAGCUUUUGCAGAGAAAUGUCUCUAAGGCUUUAAUGAACCAAGUGAAUGGGACCAUGGCUGUUAGAUUGGAUGAAUAUAUCAGUAAAGAACAUGGUUUCACCAUUCAGGGAAGACCGAACACAACAGCCAGCUUGACCAAUAGUCUGGACUCCAUCUUAUCGGGUAAACACAUAAUCGGGCCUUUGAUAAAGCAGGAUACCAUGAAAAAUGAGGUCAAUAGCUCCUUUACUUCUGCAAGGAGAGCAUUCAACUUGAGCAGCGUUUCUAAGAACAGUAGUUCAAAAUCUUUACCAAGUGGCAGUGACAGAAAAGGCCACACACCAAGGAGUCUGCGAUGUAUGAUGGGAAACUGGAGGCAUUCUGAAAUCCUCAUCAGCUCCCCCAAUGCUCAUCAAACUCUGGAUCCAAACAGACCUCAUUCAACUGCAUUGAAAGGUAAUUCCACAGAUUGCAGCAUUUACAAACUCCUGGAUCAGUGUAAGCACAAGAUCUCUCCACAGGAAUUCAAAUUCUCAUAUUACAACGAGCAGUCCAGGACUCUCUAUCACUGUUGCUGCAUGAAGAGAUUGAAAAAUCAGAUGAAGAAAUAUGUGAAUGGGAGCGCAGUGGAGUGGCUGUUGUCUGAGUUUGUGUUACCACACUGUUUCUGGCUGAAAUCAGCACCAAGGAAUUGCAGUAACGAGGAGCCGAGGAGGUGUGAAAAACAAUCAGGUUCCCCUGUGGCUAUCCUUUCCAAGUACAAGUAUCUCAAGAGGAUUCUGCAAGGCCUUAGCAUUAUAGAUGAAUACCUCAAUCCAUUAACAGAUGAGCAAGAAAGAUACAAGAAUGGAACAUCUAAUGUCACCAAUUCCAUUAAAUUGUAUGACAAGUGUUUACAAUUGACUCAGGCUUAAAGCUUAAAGACUUUUUUUUUGCAAAUUACGCUAAAGUAAUUACUCUGUUUCAGAGCUUUGGACGAUUGCUAAAAUGCUAGUCACUGCCAAAGAGAUCAUAAUUGAAGUUACACCAGAAAGUAUGGGUUAGGAUGCCCCAGAUUGAGCUUCCAUGAGAGAGGUACAUAGGACAAAGAAGAAUUGAACAGAUGGAAUAGAGAGUGUGAGUAAGCCAAGGACUUUAUCCACCACCUCAAGACUCAAACUCUGAAAAUCUGAAUUGCAAAUCAGAGUAAUGAUGAUGUCAGAACUCAGAGGUCGACGUAUGCAUCAAUCAUAGUAACUCCUCAAAUGCGGUCUAAAGCUGAGUGAAGAAACAAUGUAACUACAUCAAGAUUUUCAAAACUAAGUCAACAGAUUUAUUGAUCUCCACUUUUCAAAAAGCUUGUCUGAGCUGCACCAGCAUCUCAUGGUUCUGCCUCACACUGAUUUCACAUCUGAUUUCACAGAUCUCUAUGUUCACUAUUCAAUGUGACUUAUAGCUGCUGCACUGUUUAACAAUUAGUGGUUCCUCAAUGCAACAGCAUCUAAUCUUUCAACUCUCUGGAGCUUCUGGGUCUAACUGCGAGUUCAACAACUUCAGAGCGAAAGCUCUACCUUCGUCUUGUUCAACGUGCGUUUUUCUCUUUUAUUUGUUUUGGUGGAUUGGUGUUGUUUAAUUUCUCUCUUUAUCUCAGCAACUCACAUUCAGAAGAUCUCUAUGUAACCCUUCAUUUCUUUCCUAUACCCAUUCCCACUCGCUUCAGCUGUUGCACAUUGAAAUCUUUUGUUAGUCACUUUCUGCUGCUCUCCACCCCAUCACUGACCUUCUCUCUUGUUCCUACUCCCUCCACACUGCCCUUGCGUGCUGUCUCUCUCUCUAUCAGGUGACAGGUCAUCUUAACCUGAAACAUAAACUCUUUCUCUUCACAGAUACAUUGUUUUUAUAUCAGAUUUCUAUUAUCCACUCUAUUUUGCUUUUGCAAAAAUAAAUUGUAUUGGAUCUUGAAGGGAAUGGUGAAGAGCCCAACAGCUAUAAAUAAAGUGAGCAUUCACUUCU
Rhincodon typus (whale shark) is the source of this 3342-nucleotide messenger RNA. It is a transcript of the gene pla2g3, whose product is annotated as phospholipase A2 group III. The transcript is spliced from 7 exons. Gene Ontology annotation, molecular function: A2-type glycerophospholipase activity. The record is from RefSeq and is a predicted model, not a curated record. Gene Ontology annotation, biological process: arachidonate secretion; phospholipid metabolic process. Bases 24 to 2264 code for a protein of 746 amino acids. Lineage: Eukaryota; Metazoa; Chordata; Chondrichthyes; Orectolobiformes; Rhincodontidae.